AUGGCAUCCGACGCCGUAUUCGUGCUGCCGGGAGAUAGCAUUGACCCGUCUCUUGUUCCUUCACAUCCUAAGAAACCUCUUCGUCUCGGUCCUGGACUACGACAUGUUCCUCCUAACGAUAUUAUUCCUACACUUGCUGGACAACUUGUAACCGAUCGACAAAAGAAUGCGAUUCGAGUAGAGAACUCUCGAGGAAGGCAGUACACCCCACGCGUUGGUGAACUCGUCAUCGGAACAGUCCAGCGUAGCGCUGCAGAUUUCUUUUUCGUUACUCUCUCCGACUAUACCGCACCUGCCCAGCUUCCACAAUUAUCUUUUGAAGGCGCUACCAAGAAAACUCGCCCCCAGCUUGCUGCUGGUGCGCUUGUCUACGCACGUGUGGCUCUCGCCAACCGUCACAUGGACCCAGAGAUAGAGUGUGUGUCUGCAUCAACAGGAAAGUCUGAGGGUCUGGGUCCUUUAACAGGCGGAAUGCUCUAUAACGUGUCACUUGGAAUGGCCCGACGUCUCAUGAUGCCUAAGAGUGUGCAGGAAGGCCGCGUUGUGGUAUUGGAAGAGCUUGGCAAUGCGGGACUCCAGUUCGAAACUGCAACGGGACGCAACGGCAAAUUCUGGGUUGAUAGCGAGAGUGCAAAGACAGUCAUCGCUGUAGGAAGGGCAGUACAAGAGACGGAUGAAAAGAAUCUGGAUGUUGAUGAACAGAAGAAGCUGGUGAGGAAAAUCAUCAAAGACCUGAGCUAA
This is a messenger RNA of Fusarium coffeatum, 741 nucleotides long. RefSeq lists its product as uncharacterized. Bases 1 to 741 code for a protein of 246 amino acids. Gene Ontology annotation, biological process: U4 snRNA 3'-end processing; CUT catabolic process; nuclear polyadenylation-dependent rRNA catabolic process. Gene Ontology annotation, molecular function: RNA binding. The record is from RefSeq and is a predicted model, not a curated record. The transcript has 2 exons. Lineage: Eukaryota; Fungi; Ascomycota; Sordariomycetes; Hypocreales; Nectriaceae. Gene Ontology annotation, cellular component: cytoplasmic exosome (RNase complex); nuclear exosome (RNase complex).